UAUAUACCUUACAGUAUAAAGCGCCUUGAGGUGACUCUUGUUGUGAUUUGGCGCUAUAUGAAUAAAACUGAACUGAAUUGAAUAACUGGUUAUAGACGGUUAAGGACUGGUUAUAGAUAGUUAAAACUGUCAUAAUGGGUUAUAGAAUGGUUAUAACCAUUAUAGACUAGUUAUAAUGGGUUAUAACUGGUUAUAGACUGGUUGAGGACUGGUUUUCAGCCAUUUUUUUGUUUGAUUUCCAAACGUGGGCUCGGACUGGGUCUUGGACGUGGGGGUUUUUUGACUGAUUUUGAGCUGACCUAGUUUCGUGUCUUCGGACCAUCUCAGUGUCUACUGGGUUUAGACUCUGUAUUAAAGGUGGUUUGAGACCCAGUUUCAGACUGGUCUUUACACUGACUGGUUUCUGACUGAAGUUAUUUUGGACUAGAAGAAAAAUAAAUUUCAAACAAAUUUGUUUUGGCAGAAUCUUGAAAGACGCGGCAGAGCUUUUGUGAAUUCGGGAGGUCUCUUUUGUCUGUCUGUGUGACUUUAGACUUUCAGAUGUGGCUUUGGGCUUGGUUUUAGACUGGUUUCAGCCUAAUUCAAUUACCUAAUUUUAUCUUUGGUUUGAUCUGAUGCGGUUUCAGGGAUUAGGUUUAGAUCCACCUUUGGACGGAUUUCUAACCUGCUUUUGAAGAUUUCAAAACAUAUUUGAUUAAUUUCAUGGAUUUCAUGGCAGUUGAAGAAACUGAUUUAAAGCAUCGUUAAGAAGAUGAUGUAAUAAUAUGAAAGGAUGUAAUCGUUCAUGAGCUGAGUUUGAUGUUGAGCUUUGAGGUGUGGUGCAUGAUUUUCACUGCUGAUAUUUGAUUUUUAGCUCAGAAACAUGUGCAGCUCAGAUAAAACCGAUCAUUAUCAGUCAGUUCGUUUCCUUUGCACAGCUGUGACCUUAUUAGACGAGCUUCUGUUUGCUGACAGAGUUUAAUAAAACCUUUCGGGGGGUUUUGUGGCGGGCUCUACAUUUGCAAGAUGGCGGCCUUCCUCGCUGCAGUGUGGAAUUGAUGUUUGUGAGAUGCAGUAAAAGCUGCGAAGCCGAGGCCGAAGAUGUUCGUCUGAGUUGGGUUUCCAUCAUCGUGUUUCCUCUGAAGUGUGUUUCCAGCGUUCGGAGCCGGCUGGCCUUGUUUACUGGAGACUUUUGGGUUUGCAGGGGAAAGAAAGCGAGCAGUACCAGUCAGUCGCACCACGUGGUGGAUGGUUUUCCUUCCUGUGUGACGCACCCCUGAGAGCAGAUUAGCAUCACACUGUUCUUUGUGAUAACUCAGGAAGGUAAAAACCACCAGUUAUUUAAGAAAAUAGGACAGCCGGUUUCAUUUGAACAGCUUCCUCGUGUUCACGGCCUCGUGUGAUGAAGACGAGCACACGAGCGUUUGUCAAACUCAAACUUACUUGUUGUGGCAAAAUGAGUCCGAUUAUAAUGUGAGAUGAGCUUUCCUGGUCGUUCCUGACAAGUUUGUGAAAAUCUGUAUUUUGUAUGAUGUGCUGGUGCAAAAGAGACCUGCUGUCAAUGACCUGCAGACACCUCAGAAAAUCAAACCCUACCAAACUUCAGGAACGUAAACUGCUCUCUGCUCAGUUUCAGUGACUUGUUGUGGAGCGACAGAGGCCGCCCGCUAAUGUUAGCUAAUGUUAGCUAAUGUUAUCCAGGUUCCUGUGGCCGUCUGUACUUCAUGUAAAUGAUGACGGUACAUCAUUUACAUGAAGAACACGUAGAGACCCGAGUAUGUCAAAAUGUGACUUUAGUUUGGUCGUCUGAUCCCGCAGAGUCCCGGCUCACCGACGCACCGUCUGCUGGAUGAAGAUGCUUCUUCACGUCUGUGGGUGGAUGUUUGGGUCCAGGGUGUUGCUCCAGCAGGAAUUUGGUGUUUGUGAUGUGAUGUAACAUGUAUAUGGCCCAUCAUAAGCAUCGGUAUCACUUUUCAGAUUCAUGUCUUCUGCAGGUUUUGCUUUCUUUUUUCUGACCUUACUGCAGGUAACAGUCAGAGUUGAGCGGGUGCAGCAGCCCUCAGCUCUGCACACAUGCACUUUUCCUCCAGUGAUGUAGAAAUGUAGCAUGAAACCGUUUGUCAGCCAGACCACAAAGGUUUCUGGUUUUUAUGUCUCAUCCAGCGCAGUUCGGGUCGGCGUUAUGAACCCGAGGAGGACGGCUUUGAUCGCACGACUUCUGAACAUUUAGCUUCAAAAUCUGAAUUAAACUGAAGCUUUUGUUUUGUGUUUGAAGCCAGUGGAAAUUUGACUUGUUUGUGCAGCUUCAUUGGUGGAAGUUUCCAGUUGUUGUGUUCAAAAGCCGAGAAAAACCACAGAAUGAAAAACACCAAACUUCCAGAGAAGAGACGGCUCGCGGUAACAAUCCUCCAUGCUCACGUUUAAAGACUUGUUGUUGUGAGGAGCAGGUUUUUCACGGCUGAGACUCUGUUUCUUAUUCUAACCAGAAUGUGUGUGUGCACGUUUGUGGGACACUUCCUGCUUCCUUUUUUGGCAUUAAAUGGUGAAACACAAUCAUCGACAGAGAACAAGAGCUCACGCGCUCUGCAGGCCACCGGACGCCCGCUUCAGAUAAACAGGCUCAAACUAGAAGACGCUGCCUGUAAAACAAAGUCUCCAAUAUUUUGUCCUCCUGUAAAAACUGAAGAAAAAAACCCACUCAUCUGUUGAAAUGAGUGGAUUAGUCCAAACCCUAACCAUAACCCCAGGUGGGUCAGCACUGACCUGACACAGGUUUACGAGUUACUCUUAAUCCAAACAGAACAAAAGCACUCGGCCAGCGAAUCCUCCACUCGAGGGAAUUUUCUUUCUUUCAGGUUUAAAGAAAGUCCGGAUCAAAACGUGCUGCUUCGUCUUCACCCAGCUUCCGGAGAUUCAGCUUGUAGCCUUUUGAGUAACAAACAGCAGUGAAAACAUGACCUGAAAAGGAUUUUCACUCAGAGUGGAUUUGUAUUUUUCCCACUGCACUAACAAAUGCCCCCACGCCAUGACGCUGCCGCCGCCAUGCUAUAUAGCUCAUGACCAGCUCAUGACUGUGUGUGUGUAUUUAUAUAUAUUUAUAUAUAUCAUGAUGAAGAUUAAAGUUUUUAAUGACUAAAGCAAAAACCAAUUCCCAGCCAAUCGUCGUCACCACGAGCCUUGACCAAUCAGAUUGCUUUCAUCCGAUCCAGCCUUUGCUAAUUAUGUCUCAGUAACUCAGUCUGGCACGGCCUGGACUGCUCAACGCAGCAGAUGAUGUGAAUGCUUCUGUGAACAGGACAUCCUUUUAUUUGUUGACUGAUUAGAUCGAUAGCAGAUGUUCAGAUGUUCACUGGGAGUGAGGGGCACGGCUCAGAGUCAGAGAGGCUGAGACAGUCUGAGCAUGUGCAGAGGAGGGAGGGGGGAUGAUGACGAUGGAGCUGCAGGCAGGAGGAAGACCUCAGAGGAAGUUCAACAGUAAGCUGUUUGGUUUCCUGCUGUGCAGAUUGAUGACUGAUAACAAAGUGAAAGUAAACUUCAGAAUCUGAACAUCACUUUAGGCUCAAACACAUCUGAUAAAGUUCAGGAUUGUUUGUUGCAGGUUUGAUCAAAGUCUGCUUUAAAUAACUGAAGUUACUCGACCUCAGUCGUCCUUAUCUGCAGUGACGGAGGUUAAGACCUGACCUGUGAUCUUCUCCCUUCCCUCUCAGAUAAACCAUGGACUUCUCCUGGUUCCUUCUCCUCGUGUCGGCCGCCGUCUUCGUCUCCAUCGUCCUCCUGGCCGUCAUCUGUUUGGACUGCAGGAACAAAGGUCCACUGCGGUCCAUCCAACAAACAGCUUCAGAAGAGUACACAUCACCUGAAUUCAGAGUCAUCCAUGCAGCUCCUCUCUCCAUGCCGACUUCCAGAAGCCUUGCGAGCGGCAGCAUCAGCGUUGCCCAGCCGACCCUACCCCCGAACCCCGUCAUCAUUACAACCCCUCCACCUGACCCCCACCUGCGGCUUCCUUUUUCAACCAAACCUGAGCACAGACCUUACACCCCAACAGAAACUGGUGAGCCUGGAAAGGACAACGCAUUAUUUAAGUUGUAUUUUUCUGUUUUACCUUCUUACCCAAACCUGUUGCUCCAAUUCUGUCCUACAGAGAGCAACCCGAGUUAUGAGAAUCCAGAACCUGAGAAGGACGUUGACGAUCAUGAUAAUUACAUAGAGGUGUUACCCGACAAUCCGGAGGAGAGCAAAGGAGUCCCCGCGGACAUCGAGAGCCGAGCCUCGACGCCCAGUUCAGAUCAUAAUUACGUGAACCUCGAUGAAGAAGAAGACGACGACGAACCCUAUGAGAACGUGGCACCAAAAGGUAUACUGCACUGCGCACCCGACGCUAUGCUCCAACUGUCCGGUACCUUCCCCCGUCGUGCGACUUAUCAAAGGUCCACUCCAGGUUCAUCCGCUCAGAGCAGCGAAGACGAGUACGAGGAGUCCAACUACGUCAACCAACCUAUGGGACUAGUCAACCACUGACGACCACAUCGAGCGUUCACCUUCCUCCAUAACGACGCCCGACCAGUUUUUUUUGUUUUGUUUUGUUUUUUAAGCUGAACGACUGAGAAAAGAAACUGAGAUGAAGACCUGAAACACCUUCCUCCCCACUUCCUGCAGGCUCAGCAGUGUCAGUGCGAUCAGACUGACGGAGGCGUAAAACUGCACAUUUGAAACUUCCACUUUGGCCAUCAGAUACCUGGAAACCAGGUAAAUGCCAGCCGUGCUCUGGAGGAAUCCAUCCUGUUCCAACGGCGUCCUCGGUCCAAACAGGAAGUCAAGUUUCGCUUCUUUGGUUUUGUGUAAAUAUCUGCUGGAGUGUUUUUGGACCUUUACGCUGCAGUUACACUCGGGAACCUGGAGCGGCGCGACUCGACCGGAAAUGACAUGUAAUCUGUUUACGGUGAGGAUUUGUGUUUGUGUGGCGUAUCCGGCCCAAACGUCACUGCUCUGAAACAAAAACUGCAAAAUUACACACUCGGCAAUAAAAGCAGAAUACAACCGGCCGAGCGUCCCUGCGUCCAGACGAGCCCGAUCAUCGCGCCAGCCCGUCACAGCGACCGCAGACGGCCUCACGCCAGCCGGUCUCUGCCGUCACCUUAUUGCAGCUCCUUACUGCCGUCCCAUUUUCAAACCUGCUCCCCCUACAGGCUGGAACCGGAACAGGAAGUCAGUGUUCGGUUGAGUGGCGGCUGGUCGCUGUGCAGGUUUCCCCGAGCGUCACCAUAGAGACACCAUAGAGUAUUUAUAAGUCACGAAGGUGGGAACACUAAAUUAGGAUCCUGUUAUUCGCUUUUGUAGCAGCGACAAAUCCAGCAGUGCGAGGAGGCGUCAGAUCAGUUUCUCUCCCGUGACUCUGACUCACAGGUUUCUCUCUUUAAAUAUUUGACUUAAAUACGUUAGGUUUUAUUUCAUUGGUUAACUCUUCCUUUCACACGCCUCGCGUCAUGAGGGGCGACAUGUUUGAGCUUUACUUUGAUGACACCUCCUGAGAACGUUCUCAUCCAUCCAGUGUUUUUCAUGUAUUUAUGUGCAGUUGCUGUUUGCCGUCGUCUCUGGGCCUGUAAAAACCUGAGUGUGAGAACAAAUGUUUUUUAAAGAACUACAAAUUAAAUGUUUUAAAGAAAA
Molecule: messenger RNA, 5643 nt
Organism: Haplochromis burtoni (Burton's mouthbrooder)
Lineage: Eukaryota; Metazoa; Chordata; Actinopteri; Cichliformes; Cichlidae
Exons: 12
Coding region: 3694-4497 (267 amino acids)
Source: RefSeq, a predicted model, not a curated record